This is a messenger RNA of Elaeis guineensis (African oil palm), 1052 nucleotides long. The record is from RefSeq and is a predicted model, not a curated record. Lineage: Eukaryota; Viridiplantae; Streptophyta; Magnoliopsida; Arecales; Arecaceae.
AUUCUUGUUUCCUCCUUCUCACAGAUGGCAUUUAGAGGCCGUGGUCGGGGUAGGGGUCGUGGUAGAGGUGCACUUUAUGACACUCGAAUUGCUCACCAUGUGCCUUAUGAUGAUUUCCCGGAAGAUGUUAGUUUGCCUGAUGCACCUAAUGUUCGUAUUAUACCAAAUGAGGCAAAAGCACUUAUAGCUUCAAAAGUACGGUUGGAGAAUUUUUGGAAACACUCUUCCUAUUACUUGGAAGAGGCAGCUUCCAAAACAAAUGGACAAGUAUUUGAUGUGUUUGCAAAGCUUGAAGAGUCAUACAAGGGAAGAGAUGAGAAUGUGGGACAGGAGAAAAAAGGUGAUAGUGAAGAAGAGGAAGAUGCAGAAAAAGAGGUGGAACAAGAAAGCACUGAUGAUGAUGACUAUAAUCAGAACAUAGAUUUUGAUGACGAUGAAGAUGAUUGGAACAUCGAGGAAGCAGAACAUGAAGAUACAUACGAGUAAAAAGCAUAUUAUGCAAUUGGAUGUUGGGAUGAUUUUUUGGUUAAAGCAACUCCCGAUUUAUGGGGUAUGAGGAAGAAGAGGGGCAUGCACCAUUUGGCCAGAGGGUUGGGGAGUGGGAGACGAAGAUGUUGGCAAAGAGGUUGGUGGCUGUGUGGAACUUAUGGACUUCCGACAUCCCGAUUGGCAGUAGCGGAGGGGGCGGCACCACUGCCUUGGAAGAAGAAAUGCGGCAGCGGAGGGGGCGGCACCACCGCCUUGGAAGAAGAAAUGCGGCCGCACCUCUUCCACCGUGAACUCCAUUCCCAAAUUCAUUUAAUAAAUUGAAAAAAUAAUUUAAUGAAGUGGAAUCUCUUGCAGGGGUAUUUAGUCAUUUCACAUAUGCUGUUAACAGUGUUAGAGUUUAGAUGAACGACUGGACCACCUUGCAACAAAAAAACUAAGUAUUGGGGUCUAAUUAAAAAAUUAGAAAUUUUUAGGUAUAAUGGCAAAUCACGAAAAGUUGGAGUGUCUUUGUGAUUUACCCUAAUUUUAACUAUUCCAUUGCUCAGCUAAUCAAGAGUAUAUGU